AGAUUUUUCCAAAAUUUAUGAAAACUGGAAAAGAAAAUAAUGAAGAAGGAAAACAAAGGUCCCGCCUAUUCUGAAAAAAACUCCAGAACGGCGUCGUUGGGUUCUGAUACUCGGUGCAAUUCAUUUUCCCUCAAGCAAAACUUGCCUCACCGUUGAUGGAGGGCGGUGACGCAGCGAACAUGCUGCGCAUUCUGGUGGCCACCGAUUGCCACCUCGGGUACAUGGAGAAGGACGAGGUGCGCCGCCACGACUCCUUCCACGCCUUCGAGGAGAUUUGCGCCAUUGCCGAGCGCCAGGGCGUGGACUUCGUUCUCCUUGGCGGCGACCUCUUCCACGAGAACAAGCCGUCGCGGUCAACGCUAGUCAAGGCCAUCGAGAUUCUCCGCCGCUACUGCCUCAACGACCGCCCCGUCCCGUUCCAAGUCGUCAGCGACCAGACGCUUAAUUUCCAGAACGCGUUUGGUCACGUGAACUAUGAGGAUCCUCACUUCAAUGUUGGCUUGCCGGUUUUUACCAUUCAUGGAAAUCAUGAUGAUCCUGCUGGUGUGGACAACCUUUCUGUGGUUGAUAUUCUCUCAGCAUGUAAUCUAGUCAACUACUUUGGGAAAACAGUUCUUGGGGGCUCUGGUGUUGGUCAGAUCGCUCUGCACCCUAUUCUUAUCAGAAAGGGUUCAACAGCUGUAGCUCUGUAUGGUCUGGGAAACAUUAGAGAUGAAAGGCUUAAUAGGAUGUUUCAAACACCACAUGCUGUACAGUGGAUGCGACCUGAAUCUCAGGAAGGGUGUCAAGUGUCUGAUUGGUUCAACAUUCUGGUACUUCAUCAGAACAGGGUGAAGACAAAUCCAAAAAAUGCAAUAAAUGAGCACUUCCUGCCUCGCUUUCUAGACUUCAUUGUGUGGGGCCAUGAGCAUGAAUGUUUGGUUGACCCGCAGGAAGUUCCAGGGAUGGGAUUUCACAUCUCGCAACCAGGGUCAUCAGUUGCAACGUCUCUUAUUGAUGGAGAAUCAAAGCCAAAGCAUGUACUUCUUCUAGAAAUUAAGGGAAAUCAAUAUCGCCCAACUAAAAUACCUUUGACGUCUGUGCGACCUUUUGAGUAUACUGAGGUAAUACUAAAAGAUGAGCCGGAUAUUGAUCCCAAUGAUCAAAGUUCUAUUCUUGAGCACCUAGACAAAGUGGUCGGGAAACUGAUAGAAAAGUCUAGUAAGCAGGUCGUCAAUAGAAAAGAACUCAAGCUUCCACUAAUACGUGUCAAGGUGGAUUAUUCUGGAUUUAUGACUAUAAACCCCCAAAGAUUUGGGCAAAAAUAUGUUGGGAAGGUUGCAAAUCCCCAAGACAUUCUCAUUUUCUCAAAGGCUACAAAAAGGACCAAGGUUGAAGGAAAAAUUGAUGAUUCAGAACGACUUCGUCCAGAAGAAUUAAACCAACAGAACAUAGAGGCUUUGGUUGCUGAAAGUAAUCUGAAAAUGGAGAUACUGCCAGUCAAUGAUUUGGAUAUUGCUUUGCAAAAUUUUGUGAACAAGGAUGAAAAAAUGGCAUUUUACACUUGUGUACAAUACAAUAUUCAAGAAACACGAAAUAAAAUUUCUAAGGAUCCGGAUAACCUGAAGUUUGAGGAAGAAGAUUUGAUUAUUAAAGUUGGAGAAUGUUUGGAGGAACGUGUCAAGGGACGAUCUGCUCACUCCAAGCAACCCACACAACUCAAUGAUGGUGCUGAACCAUGGAAGGAGUUCCAAGGAAGAAGUGCUACUGGAACUGGAAGUACUGCAGCUUCCUUCAGUGAUGAUGAAGAUGCCAUACCAGUAUCUAGCUCAAAGCCAAGUACUAGAGGUCGGAAAGGGUCAGCGGGUGCAUCUCAAAGUACAACCAGAGGUAGGGGCAGGGGAAGAGGCAGAGGUUCCAGCACCAUGAAGCAGACAACUCUUGAUGGAGCUUUAGGGUUUCGCUUUUCUCAGCGGUCUGCAUCAGUAGCUGCAGCAACUGCCAUCCAAAGUGAUGCUAAUGAGGAUAAUUUGGCUUCUGCUUUAAGUGAUGAUGCUGAGAAAAAUGAUGUUGAAGAGAUCGAUGACAGUUCGGAAAAUGAAUCCAAGAUACCACCAGGAUGGAAGAGGGCUGUUCCAAGGGGAAGAGGUAGAGGAUCUACACAGUCUUCUAAACGUGGAAGGAAAUUAGAGAACUCUUCAAUCCAUAGAAUGCUCAUGAACGAGGAUGACGACGAUGAUGACGAGGAUAUCAUAAAAAGAUUAAAUAAGUCACAACCUCGGGACCUUGUCAUGGGGAAGACGAUUUUAACUACUAAGGGGCAGAGUGGGUUGUAUUUUUUAUUGUUUGAUGACCAAAGUAACACAAAAAUCAUGAGUCAACAAGCUACAUCUAAGACGUGCGCAAAUUCCCAAAUAUGGUUACAUCAUCAAAGGCUUGGGCAUCCUUCAAUUAGUCUUAUCAGGUCCUUGUUUCCUCAUUUGUUUACCAAGGAGUCUGUUGAGUCUUUUAAUUGUGAUAUUUGUCAAUUGUCAAAACACCAUCGUGCAUCUUAUCCUAUUAGUAAUAAACAAAAUAAUUCUCCAUUUGAUUUAAUUCACUCUAAUGUUUGGGGUCCUGUCAUAGAUUCUAUUUCCAGAGCCAAAUGGUUCGUUACCUUUAUUGACGAUUGUACCCGUGUCACGUGGACAUACCUUAUGAAAAAUAAAUCCGAAGUUUUUCAAAUAUUUUUUAAUUUUUUCCAUCUUGUCCAAAAUCAAUUUGGAAAAAAUAUCAAAAGAAUUAGGUCUGAUAAUGGUACUGAAUAUGUGAAUCAUGAAUUUCUCAAUUUUGUCUCAAUGAUAUUGUUCAUGAACUAACAUGUGUUAACACCC
Molecule: messenger RNA, 2852 nt
Organism: Vigna radiata var. radiata (mung bean)
Lineage: Eukaryota; Viridiplantae; Streptophyta; Magnoliopsida; Fabales; Fabaceae
Product: double-strand break repair protein MRE11
Exons: 20
Coding region: 156-2837 (893 amino acids)
Biological process (GO): double-strand break repair via homologous recombination; DNA integration; mitotic G2 DNA damage checkpoint signaling
Cellular component (GO): nucleus; Mre11 complex
Molecular function (GO): manganese ion binding; nucleic acid binding; DNA endonuclease activity
Source: RefSeq, a predicted model, not a curated record